AUGGACCGCCAACACCGCGCCGACGAGCGCGCCCCCCUGCUGUCCGACCGCCCGGCCUCAGCCCCGGCGGACGACCGCAUCGAGGAGGGCGUAAUCCACUGGCGCUCCGAGCUGGCGCUGCUGCUCAAGUACUCGCUGCCGCUCAUCGCAACUUACCUGCUGCAGUACUCGUUCUUCGUCAUCACAAUCAUGAUAGCCGGUCACCUCGGCGCAGACGACCUCGCCGCAGCCAGCGUGGGCUCAAUGACAAUGAACGUCGUGGGGUUGUCCAUCAUGGAGGGCAUGGCGACCGCUCUCGACACCCUGUGCGCCCAGGCCUACGGCUCCGGCCACAAGGUCGGCGUCGGCCUCCACAUCCAGCGCAUGAUCGUGCUUAUGGGGCUCUCGCUGGUCCCCAUUGGGCUGGCUUGGAUCUUCUCGCCAUGGAUACUGCCUCUUUUUGUCAAGCAGCACCAUCUCGCUGUCAAGGCGGGCGUGUUCCUCCAGUACAGCCUGGUCGGGCUGCCUGGCUAUGGAGCCUUUGAGGCCGGGAAGCGAUUCCUCCAGGCCCAGGGGGACUGCAAUGUCGGCAUGAUUGUGCUCAUUAUCUGUGCACCAGUCAACGCUGCGCUGAGCUACUGGCUUGCCUUCCCCAUGGGAAUGGGCCUUGGGGGUGCUGCCCUUGGGUCUGCCCUGAGCAAUAAUCUGAGGUUCAUCCUCUUGUUUCUAUACAUCAUGUCACCCUUUGGGAAAUGGUCCCACGUCUGCUGGGGCGGCUUCUCGAGAGAUGCACUCCGGAACUGGGGCCCGAUGGCAUCCCUUUCCUUUGCUGGCGUGAUUGUUCUGAUCGGGGAAUGGGCCGCAUUCGAAAUAUUGACCUUCAGCACGUCGUACCUGAGUACUGACCAUCUCGCGGCCCAGACACUGUUGACCACUGCAAUCGUCGUUGUCUGGCACAUCCCAUUCUCCAUCAGCGUCGCAUUAUCCACCCGCGUAGGCCACCUCAUUGGCGGUGGCUUUGUAGACACCGCACGGCGUGCCACUGCUCUGUACUUCUUCGUCUUCGUCUUCGUCGGCCUGUUCAACGCCGCUGUCCUCUACUUCUUCCGGUCCCCGAUCGUGUCCGUGUUCACCAAGGAUCCGGCCAUUCGCGAGCUUGCAGUCGACUCCAUGUGGCUAGCUGCCGUCUUCGAGGUCAUCGACUCUGUCGUCAGCGGGACCAACGGCCUGCUGCGGGGUCUAGGGAAGCAGAGCGCCGCCGCUUAUAUCGCUGUCGGUGUCAACUAUCUUGAAGCCGUACCACUUGCCAUCUGGUUAGAGCUCGGCGCGCCAGCGCUUGGGAUAGACGGAGUGUGGAUCGGGUUUGGCUCAGGCGUUGCUCUUACCAUUGCCCUGGAAUGCCUCUACGUGAGGCUGCUGGACUGGCAAAGUGUCGUUGACAAGGUGAAAUGCAGGGAAGAUGUCAACGACUGA
This is a messenger RNA of Diaporthe citri, 1452 nucleotides long. RefSeq lists its product as uncharacterized. Gene Ontology annotation, molecular function: xenobiotic transmembrane transporter activity; antiporter activity. Lineage: Eukaryota; Fungi; Ascomycota; Sordariomycetes; Diaporthales; Diaporthaceae. The transcript has 2 exons. Gene Ontology annotation, biological process: xenobiotic detoxification by transmembrane export across the plasma membrane. Gene Ontology annotation, cellular component: membrane. The coding region runs from base 1 to 1452 and encodes 483 amino acids. The record is from RefSeq and is a predicted model, not a curated record.